AUGACUAUAAAAAAGUCCCAAGAUCAGACUGUUAGUCAAGUGUCUUUGGUAUUGAAAUACCAAGUCUUUGCUCAUGGACAGUUAUACAUAGCCAAAUAUAAUCUGUAUCAAAGACGUUUUUGGUGUGAUCAUCCAUCUGAGACAAUACAGCAUACCGGUCUCACUUUCCAAAGACAAUACGUGUGGAUUGUCUUAGGAAAGCUAGGCAAAGAUGUUGCCCUCAGCAAGUACAUCAAAUUCUGUGAAUACACACCGGAUACUUGCUACAAAGAACUCAGUAGGUUCUUCCACAAGCAGUUUAUCAACAACAACCACCUCUUUGCAACCAAUUUGGACGUCCACUCUCUCCUUAAUAAAUACCAAUUUCCAUGUGGAUUAGUUGUGAGUCUGCGCGAUAAUGUCAAGAGAUUUACUGGACAUCUGAAGGCUCAAUCUCAAUCCAGUUUGCACCAAGAAGAUCAUUAUGAGACCAGCCAAUCUGAAACUGAAGACUCUGAAUGAUAAAAAUAACUAGAAUGUAGCCAAGGUGAUUUAUACAAGAAUAAACUAUUAUAUUUAUAAAAGAUAACUACUGCUUU
Molecule: messenger RNA, 578 nt
Organism: Puccinia graminis f. sp. tritici CRL 75-36-700-3
Lineage: Eukaryota; Fungi; Basidiomycota; Pucciniomycetes; Pucciniales; Pucciniaceae
Exons: 3
Coding region: 1-501 (166 amino acids)
Source: RefSeq, a predicted model, not a curated record